AUGUCCAAGUGCCUAGCCGAGGACCGGGCGACCACCAGCAUCGCCCUCGGUUUCCACGUCUUCGGCGUCCAGAUUCAAAAUCCGGGCGAGACCGACGGGUUCUGGUGCCCGCCAGGGCUGACGUCAGGCAGGACCAGGCUGGAGCGAUUCGACUUGCAGAAUUCGGCCUGCGACGAUAAGAAGCCCGAUUGUGCCUUCGCGCCCGCCGUCUACGGUGGGCCGAAUGGCGUCCUGGCGCAGCUGCUGGAGCCAAGGCGUGGUUUGAGGACCAGGCGUACGAGAUCGAUUCUGCUGCAGUCUGGGAAGUCCUCAGGGAUGCAGAUGAAGCUCGUGGAUUUUGCUCAUGUCGCGGAGGGAGAUGGGAGUCGUCGGUGA
Musa acuminata AAA Group (dessert banana) is the source of this 375-nucleotide messenger RNA. RefSeq names its product inositol polyphosphate multikinase beta-like. The record is from RefSeq and is a predicted model, not a curated record. The transcript has a single exon. Bases 1 to 375 code for a protein of 124 amino acids. NCBI's taxonomy places the organism in Eukaryota, Viridiplantae, Streptophyta, Magnoliopsida, Zingiberales, Musaceae.